AUGGAGCCCCCCAGCAAUGAAGCAAUAGAGCAAGGAAACUGUGCUGCUGAGAAUGAAUCGGGCAUUCUUGCCAGCUCAAACCUGCUGAAGCACGAGCAGCUCCAUGCCGGGGUGAAACCUCACCUGUGUGCCGAAUGCGGCAAGCGUUUUGCUCAGCGCUCAAACCUUCUCAUUCACCAGAGGAUUCACACUGGGGAGAUGCCUUACCUGUGCUCCGAAUGCGGGCAGACAUUCAGGCAGCACCGGAGUCUGCUCAUCCACCAGAGAUUUCAUAGAGGGUAUCUCCUUUCUGGCUAUAACUGCCCCGAGUGUGGGAAAAGUUUCAUGCAGAGCUCCGACCUGGUGAAACACCUGAGAAUCCACACUGGGGAGAUGCCCUACAGUUGCCUACACUGUGGGAAAAACUUCCGCUAUGUCUCCAACCUCAACCGGCACAACAGAACCCACACGGGGGAAAAGCCGCACGCUUGCCGGCAAUGUGGUGAAUGCUUCAGCCACUUGUCCAGCCGAAACAUGCACGAGAGGAUCCACACGGGCGAGAGGCCCUACGAAUGUGCCGAAUGUGGAAAGAUGUUCAUUUCCAGCUCAAAGCUUGCACGGCACCUGAGAACCCAUGCCAAUCAAGUGUCUUACAUUUGCACAACGUGUGGGGAAAGCUUUGGUCAAUAUUCAAACCUUCUGAAACACAAACCGCUCCACAAAGCUCGGAGCUCUGGCUCAAAAGGAAAAGGGACGUGA
Anolis sagrei ordinatus is the source of this 738-nucleotide messenger RNA. The record is from RefSeq and is a predicted model, not a curated record. Lineage: Eukaryota; Metazoa; Chordata; Lepidosauria; Squamata; Anolidae.